This is a messenger RNA of Ordospora colligata OC4, 1242 nucleotides long. RefSeq lists its product as uncharacterized. Lineage: Eukaryota; Fungi; Microsporidia; Ordosporidae. The coding region runs from base 1 to 1242 and encodes 413 amino acids. Gene Ontology annotation, biological process: mRNA splicing, via spliceosome. The transcript has a single exon. Gene Ontology annotation, cellular component: U2-type spliceosomal complex; U2 snRNP; precatalytic spliceosome. The record is from RefSeq and is a predicted model, not a curated record.
AUGCAUGCCUUGAUGUGUGCAAGGAAAGUAGAUAAAGAAUAUUUGUUUGUGUAUUCAAGUCAUUUACAUACAAAGCCUGUGUGUAAGAGGCAACGAAAGAAAACAGAAAUACUUCAUAGAUACCAGGAACUAAAGCUUUCAGUACCGUAUCCAAGUGUUUUUGAGAUCGAAGAUGCGACUUGUCCCGAUCCUAUUACAUAUAAUCGAAUAAAAGGACGUAGUGGAGUGGUUGCUGUACCAGCAUAUUGGAAGUUAGGAUUGAAGAGAAUGUUUCCACGUGAGUAUGCAAAACCUAAAUACCAGGUUCCUGCAAGUAUUGUAAGGACAGGGAUUCCAGAACUGCGAAGCCUUAUGAAAGAGCGUGAGGCAGGGAUGAGCUUGCGAGAAAGAGUCAAGGAAAAGCUGUAUCCAAAACUCGGGAAGUCCUCAGUUAAUCAGCGACUGCUCUAUGAUGCGUUUUUCAAUGAGGAGAUAGAUAUAAGAACAACAAGAUAUGGAUGUGUGUUUGAUCCAAGGUCUGAUUACUUUGUGCAUAUGUACACACCUGGAAAGAUAAGCCAGGAGUUAAUGGAUGCAUUGGGAAUAGAUGACAAAACACCGCCUCCAUGGCUUCUAGCCAUGCAAAGGAAUGGAAUGCCGUCUUCUUAUCCUGAUGCAUUGAUACCUGGAUUAAAUUCACCGAUUCCAAACGGAUGUGUAUAUGGAUAUCAACCGAAGGGAUGGGGCGAGCCUUUAUAUAAACUCGAAGCGAGUGAUACACGCAAUGAAGUUGAAUAUGUCUAUGACGCCAACAAUCAAUAUACAAAUCUAGCGUAUGUGGAAUACCUGGAAGAAAGAACCAAAUUAGAUAAAUCAAUACAAAUACAACCAAAUACAUGCCUGAAUAAUGAAGCAAGUAAAGUUGUAUUUGAUAUGCCUGAACAUAGAGUAAGAAAGAAUAUUAUGAAUAAUGAAAUCAAUGAAGAAGAUAUAACAUCAGCUAAGCAACCUAACACUAAUGAAGAAGAUGUAGAUGCAAUCCAAGUUAAUCAACCUAACAUUAAUAAACAAGGAAUAAUACAAGUUAAUCAACCUAACACUAAUGAAGAAGGAAUAAUAUCAGUUAAACAAUCUGAUAAUCCUAAAGAUGUUACAGAUGAAAGUAUCGUUCAGGAACAAAUCAAAGAUAUAGAACAACAACAACACACUGAUACAAAGAAAAACUCCAAGAAUAAGAAACUUUAUAAAAAUAUCAGAUUCUGA